This is a messenger RNA of Aureobasidium musti, 1314 nucleotides long. Lineage: Eukaryota; Fungi; Ascomycota; Dothideomycetes; Dothideales; Saccotheciaceae. The record is from the annotation of a GenBank genome assembly.
AUGAAGAACAUCGCCAUUGCCUCUCUCUUCGUUGCUUCUGCAUCAGCCUUCCCUUGGGUUGUCAACCAGCCUGGCGUUGACAGCUCUCUGCUUGGACGCAAGGUCAGACGCCAGCAGGCGGGAGGUUUCCAGAAUGGCGGUGCUGCUACCUGCCCAUUCAAUGCAGACCACAAGGGUGCCGCACCUUACGACUCCAAGUACCCAUACAACGGUGCUCAGAACGGUGCACCAGGAAAGGGUAUUGGUGGCUACCAAGUGCCUGCUCCUGGUGAUACUGCACACCAGUAUGUUGCUCCUGGACCCAACGACAUUCGUGGACCUUGCCCUGGUCUCAAUGCAGCUGCCAACCACAACGUGAGUCCAUCCAAUUCCCUACACAAGGCCUUUUCUGACCUUUGCAGNUUCCUCUCUCACGAUGGUAUCACUACAUUCAACGAGCUUGUAGAUGCUCAGCAGAACCUCUACAAUGUUGGAUAUGACCUGGCCACACUUCUUGCUGCACUUGGUCUUACCCUCACUGAUGGUGACCUUGUUACCGANGAACUUUCCAUCGGUUGUGAUGCCACAACCAGAACCUCGUUCAGCCCUGUGCUCACAGGAUCUGAGCCUGGUCUUGACGGCCACAACAAGUUCGAGGCCGACUCUUCGUUGACCAGAGAUGACUACUUCCUUGCCGACGGAGACAACUACUCUUUCAACGGCACACUCUUCGGCAUGAUGCAAGACACUUGCCAGGGCAACUUCAACCGCGAGAACUUGUCCAAGUACCGCCUGCAGCGUUACACUCAGUCGCUUGAGGAGAACCCCAACUUCUUCUUCGGUCCUCUGACUCUUCUUCUCUACGGAGCUGCUUCCUUCUUGUACGAGCUCAUGCCCAACGGCAACCACGACUACGCUCCUGACCUCGAGACCAUCUCUUCCUUCUUCGGUGCCGUGGACAACGGUGACGGUACUUGGGGCUUCACCGGCGGCGAGCGCAUCCCUGACAACUGGGUCAACCGCGUUUCNCCCUACUCCAACCUCGACGUCACCACCGAGAUUGUUACCAUGUACCUCGAGAACCCUGUUCUGUUUGGUGGCAACACCGCCGAAGGCAGCUUCGACGCCAUCAACUUUGGCGCCAUCAAGAACGGCACUCUUGAGGCUUCUGUCAACGGCCCAGACACUGCUUGUCUGUUGUACCAGCUCACCACUGGUCAGGUGCCUAGCUACCUCAAUGGCUUGAUCACUCCUACUGUUGACGCACUCAACUUUGUUGCUGACAAGGUCGCUCCUUCCUUCAAGAACUUGGGAUGUCCCAUUGCUCUUACCUAA